This is a messenger RNA of Chara braunii, 1335 nucleotides long. The record is from the annotation of a GenBank genome assembly. Lineage: Eukaryota; Viridiplantae; Streptophyta; Charophyceae; Charales; Characeae.
AGAACAUAACAUAACACAGCAGCUAUAGAUGCUAUCGGUAGGCGUCUAUGGGAUCACAAACCGGGAGGAGGAGGAGGAGGAGGAGAAGGAGAGGGGAGAGAGAAGUGGAGGGGUCGUUCGAUCAAUGCGCGAAUUUUAUCGAAGAGGAGGAAGAUUCGAAGACGGCCGACUAGGAGGCGGGCCGGCGGCGGCAGAAGGGAGAAGGAAGGACGAUGUGGAUGUCGAGUAGGAUACAUCUUCUUCUUCGACUAGAGGAAACGUGAUGAAGGGGGAAGAGAGGGGAAGAGGACGAAGGAGGAGAAGGGGAUGAAGAGGCGGAUAACAGACACAGAGAUCCACGCAAAAGAAAACUCGCGUAGGAGGGGGGGGGAGAGAUUGACGGCCGGGAGCGCGGCAAUGUGGUGCUAUUGCCGGGCUCUGCGGCACAUGCAUUGCAUUUGGUCCCCUCGGUAGUAUCGCUGGGCGGUUUUCAUUGAAAUAGUUGCUCGAUCUCGGAGGAACAGAAGAUAGGAGGAUCGAGUACAAGUGACGCUUAACUCGACUAGGUUCGUGGGGAGAAGUUGAGACGAGUGAGGGAGAAGGUAGGAGGGAGGAGGGAGUGGGUUCGACUCGAGGAGGAGGAGGAAAGUAGGUAGUGCUGCAAUUAGUGCGGCGCGGUGGAAUCGUGCACCCAUCAGCGAUGGGCACACGUCAGGAGUCGGGACUUGUGCGGGGGGGCGGCAAGCAAAUGGUGACAAGAAAUCUGAAGACAAGACGAACGACGACGGAACGGCGGCGAGGCCGGCCACGUGUCUUCUUGGACAACCUGAUGGCUGUCGGGUUGCCGCUGUUCGUGAUGGUGUUCGCCUUCACCAUAGCUGUGGGAGCUCGUCAGGUCCAGAGAUCGACGAACUGGGCGAAGAGUGAGCAUGGAGAGAGGAGAUUGAUGACAGGCGCAGUGAGUCCGCGGUCUUUCCGUAUAGUCAUGCCGUCAGAAACAUCACUAUUAGGAGCAGCCGCCUUCGAUAAUGAAGCUCUUGCAGGUCAGGAGCAGUUCUUGUCUUCUUCUUCUUCUGGGCCGUUGACCAAUGACACGGAGACGAAGACUGUCCAGCAGGAGAAGCUGAAGUCGGAGGAGUGUGAGAUGUCUUACAAUGUGCUACCUUGCUCGACCAAUGUGGUGGGCAAUUUAUUCUUAAUGUGGGCGUUCGGGACGAUCCUCCUCACUGCGGCGAGAUUCAUCUCUGAAGGAAGCGAGCUGCUUCUCGAGCUUGCCAAAGCGUAAUUGCAAUAGCGUUCUUCUCCUCCGCUGCUACGUUUGUCCAACGAUCUUCCCAAUGAAAUGAGAUCAAACGC